Molecule: messenger RNA, 2898 nt
Organism: Phascolarctos cinereus (koala)
Lineage: Eukaryota; Metazoa; Chordata; Mammalia; Diprotodontia; Phascolarctidae
Gene: RAD51C
Product: RAD51 paralog C
Biological process (GO): meiotic DNA recombinase assembly; reciprocal meiotic recombination; DNA repair
Cellular component (GO): Rad51B-Rad51C-Rad51D-XRCC2 complex; replication fork; Rad51C-XRCC3 complex
Molecular function (GO): ATP binding; crossover junction DNA endonuclease activity; ATP-dependent DNA damage sensor activity
Source: RefSeq, a predicted model, not a curated record
GCUUUAGCAGGUGGGAGGCGCAGUGGCGGAGAGCGAAGAAAGAGGAUGUACAGGGCGGCCCUGAGCUGGCAGCCUGGAGGUUCCCGCCCUCGAAGGCGGGGACUGCACGGCCUCGCUCCCAGGUGGUGGGCGUCUGACGUCACGAGAGGGGGCGUGUCUCUCGGUUUGGGCGCCUAGCCCGAAUCCCGGAUGCUGGUGGUGUGGAGUGUGCGGGGGCUGCCAUGCAGCGGGACUUGGGGAGCUACCCACUGGCCCCUGGUGUGCGAGUAAAACUGGUGAGCGCAGGCUUCCAGACGGCCGAGGAGCUCCUGGAGCUGAAGCCUUCGGAGAUCAGCAGAGAAGUUGGAAUCUCUAAAGAAGAAGCUCUAGAAACACUACAAAUAAUAAGGCGGGAAUGCCCAAUGGAUAUGUCAAAAUAUGCUUCCGUGUCCGCAUCAGGCAAGAAAUGUACAGCAUUGGAACUUCUUGAGCAAGAACACACCCAGGGCUAUAUAAUUACCUUUUGUUCAGCACUGGAUAAUAUUAUGGGGGGUGGAAUACCCCUAACCAAGACAACAGAGAUUUGUGGUGCGCCAGGUGUUGGAAAAACACAGUUAUGCAUGCAGUUGGCAGUAGAUGUACAGAUCCCAGAAUGUUUUGGAGGAGUAGCAGGUGAAGCCAUAUUCCUUGAUACAGAAGGAAGUUUUAUGGUUGACAGAGUGGUAGAUCUUGCCACAGCCUGUGUUCAACAUCUUCACCUUAUUGCAGGAUCACACUCUGAAGAGGAGUACCAAAAAGCAUUGGAGACCUUCUCCCUAGAAAGCAUACUCUCUCAUAUUUAUUAUUUUCCUUGUCACAACUAUACGGAGCUACUGGCACAGGUUCACCUCCUUCCAGACUUCCUUUUGGAGCAUUCAAAGGUCCAGCUGAUUGUAGUGGAUGGGAUUGCAUUUCCAUUUCGGCAUGAUUUUGAUGACCUCUCCCUUCGAACACGGUUACUGAAUGGACUAGCACAGCAGCUGAUCAGCAUGGCAAAUAAUCACAAAUUAGCUGUAAUUUGGACUAAUCAAAUGACAACAAAGAUUGAGAAAAAUCAGUCCUUACUAGUUCCUGCUUUAGGGGAAAGUUGGGGACAUGCAGCUACAAUUCGAUUAAUCCUUCAUUGGGACCAAAAGCAGAGCAGGUUAGCAACAUUGCACAAAUCACCAAGCCAGAAGGAGGCCACAGUACUGUUUGACAUAACGGCCCACGGUUUUCGAGAUGUAGCUGUUCCUUCUCCAUUAUCUCCACCAAUGGAACCUUCAGUGAACCCCCGAAAGCGGUCACGAGAAGCAAGGGAAGAAGAAUAAUAUUUUAAAGAUUUUUCAUCUUGUGUAGCACAAAAAUGUUGUAAAGACCAUUAAAUGCUGAUUACAGUUUACACAGCAAACAUUUUAAACAACCAUAGAAUGUCUCCAAUAUCAACAAUUACCACAGUAUUAAAUUGACAAUUUAAGACAGUCACAUCAAUUAUAAAAUGACAUUACCAAAUACUCAUAAGUCAUUUAUUAAAACAUUUGUAUAGAAUACACUCAAGCAACAAAAAUGGUUGUAAAUAUUAAAAUACAUAAAAUAUGUACAUAGUAAGUUAAUAUCAUUAACUUGGAGCUUUUAUAAAAUAAUUCAUACUCUACCCAUUUCAUUAUUAAUAUCCCUGUUGGUUAUUAAACUCUCAUCCCAGUAAUAUCCCAAUAAUACAUUGUACAUAAAUAUCUCUACCUAAUUGCAUAACAAACCUUCUAAUUAUAUGUGAUUUGAUAAUACUUGAACCUAAUUUUAACCUUGACAGCACAGGAUCAUUAACAGGGUUCUUAACCUUCUAAAAGUACCCACAAUCAAGGUGUCAUAAUACGUAUUAAAGUCUUUUUGACCCUCAUAUUUAUAUUUCUUUCUUGCUCUGGCAGUCUUAGGCAUACUAUAUUAUUUUUGUUGAAUGGAAUAGUUGUAGCAAUUCAUUGCAGCUGUUGUAGUCCUGAGUUUAAAAGUAUAGUUGUAGUGCCUCUUCUAAACUUGCAGCUGUGCUUAAUACAGAUUUAGAUGAGGUCAACCACUCUCAGAUCAUGUCUACAGGUUGUGGUAGUACCUAGAUGAUAUUGGCAGUGGGAAGUUUUUCUUCAAUCCUCUUUUCCUUCAGCAUUUAUUUGUUGUGUUAACUAAAUCAUUAGGCGCUAUUUAAAGGAACACAAACUAACCUUGACAGCAAAGGGACCUCCCUCAAAAACGAAGUAUAUAGGCAAGUAGAAGUUAUUAAAGUUGAUCAGUAGGACUGGUGGAUCACUAAUUUCAUUAAACGUUUCACUAGGGUGCCAGCAGGUAACCACUAAAAGCCAAUAUGAUGCUGUUAUUGCUUAAUUUCCAUUCAAUUAACUUUUGUUAAAUUAUAGAUAGCCACAUGUAAUAAUAUUGCUGUUUGGAUUGCAGAGUCGCCAUUGAGGUAAUGAACCUCACUGAAUCAUGUUUCACUGUUUUUCACUCUUAUUCCCAAACAAAAAUCAGCCUUCUCUACCUUCCACGUCCAGCUCCUUUCUUUUCUCUCCCCUUCCCCCUUCAAAUUGAGAGAGCAAGAAAAACAAAACUCUGUUACAAGCAUAUAUAAUCAGACAAAACAAAAUUUCUCAUUGGCCUUUUAAAAAAAUCUUGAUCUGCAUUCUGAGUCUGUCAUCUCUCUGCCAGGAGCUGGGCAGCAGGUUUCAUCAUUAGUCCUCUAGAGCUAUAGUUGAUAAUCCUGUUGAUCAGAAUUCCCAAGUUUUUUUUUUUAACUUAUACUUAUAUAUUAGCAUGAUAUUAUUAUGGAGCAACUAGAUGGUUCAGUGAAUAGAGUGCUGGACCUGUAGUUAGACCUGAGUUCUAGUCUGGCCUCAGACACUUACUAGUCAAAUG